AUUGCAACAAAAUACCCACAAUUCUCCUGCACAGUGGCGAACAGAGGGCAGUCAGAGGUGUUGUAAAUAUUUAUGCCAACUCUCCGAGUUAUUCAGCGGGUUCAUAGCAAGCCAGUGGAUUCGAUACUGUAAGUUUAGGUAAAGAAACGCAUUGCGUGGUUACCAUGGCGUUAGUGGCAUAUGGGAGUAGCGGCGAGAGCGGCAGCGAUUCUGACGAUGAGGAGGCUCAGCGCCCUCCCCCCUCCCUCGGCGCUGUGACAACAUCCAAGCCAACAGCUACCAGGUCAACUCUCGGGCUCCCUCCUCCGAAAAACAUUAGAUCUGGAGAAGGAAGUGGGAUGCGGCCAUUUGUUUCCGAGAAUAAAGAUGUAGAAGCCAAGAGAAAGGGCAGGAUUGGGCUUCAGCUUCCUCCUCCAAAGACGCAGAACGCAGAUCAGAACGCACCGAAGGCCUCCAGGUCGUCUCUUUUCUCCACACUCCCUCCUCCCAAGUCUUCAAACACAACAGCAGGCGUGCAGUCUUCACAUGAGACAGGCAACAAAAGCAAACGCGGGUCACUUGUAGGGCCCAAAAGGAGAGAACCUAUCAAAAUCGCCAUCCCUGCUUUACCAGAGCCAGACUCAGAUGAGGAGGAUGAACCAGUACCAAAGAAACAGAAGGCAUCAGUACAGGGCAGUGGUUUGGCAUCUCUCCUCCCAGCCCCUAAAGGCAGUGCAGCUGCCUCCAUCUUCAGCAAGAAGUCAGUAGCUUCAUCAACAAUAACAACAACAACAUCAUCCAACACGAAAGAGAACACUACCAUAUUCAACAAGAAAGAGGACUUCGUCCCAUAUACCCUUACAAAGCAGAAGCCUCCAAGUACUACUGCUGGCAUGUCUUCUACUAAAACACAAUUUCAGAAUUCUACAGCGUCUCCAUCCACGGCAGUAUCCAAGAAGAAAAAUCCCGUCGGAGUUGGUCCUGCGGAACCCAUACAGACAGCAUCUGCAGCAAAACUUGCCAAACUCAACAUGUUGAAAAAACUCACGAAGGAAGAAGAAAGUGCAAAGGAUGAUGGUAGUGAUGAUGAGGACCAGUCGACAAACUUCUUUUCUCUUGGAGACUCAAAAGAUGCAGAUGCCGGACUUGCCGACCCAAGCCCAGGCCCAGUUCCAUUUUCUGUAGAACCCACGCUGAACUACAGCACUGCUCCAGGUUAUUCAAGUUCAGUGUCAACGAGUUCAACGUUCUCAGGUCCAUAUGUGGACCCUAACCAGUACAACCAAUACAGUGAGGCAGGUGCCUACAUGCAGUACAACCAACCGUACGACUACUCAGACUACAAUCAGCAGCCUUGCAAUGAUGGCGCAGAGCAGGAGGGUUCCAGUCAGCAGCAGCUCCCAUCACAGCCUGUAGCGGGGCCGUAUGUCCAGGAUGAAAUGUUUGUGAGGAUGCAGGGAAAGAAAAACCGUGGCGAGGAAAUCAAAAUCAUUGACGUCCACGAGGAUAGUCAGCGUGCCAAGAUGGAAGACUGGAAAGUACAGAUGGACGCAGAGGAAAGGGAGUUCAUGCUGUCACGCUCAAAGAAAUCGGGAAAGCUGCCAUCUCGCCAACAGAGGAAUAAACACCAGAUCACGUACCUUGCCUUCCAGGCAAAGGAGAGAGAACUGGAGUUGAAGAACCAGUGGUCACAAAAUAGGAUGACAAAAAGACAGACCCAGGCAAAGUAUGGUUUCUGAAAGUCAGAACUUUUGGAAAGGACCAGACUGUCAUUCCUGAAUCAGCUUGUAGUAACUGUUAUCAUGUAGUACUUGUGGUAUAUGUAUCAAAAUCAUUGUCCAGAAAUUAUAAAGAACAAGUGAGAAUUUGAACUGUUUGGUUAGGCCUAGCUUGUGAAUUUUGCGAAGCACAACUAUCAUCUUGUUAGACAUUGUUUUUCAUUAUGUCCACACAAAAGCAAUGUGGGCAUGUGUUAGUUCUCCAGCUUGUUGGAGAGUAUUAUGAAACUCCAAACUACAAUAAACACCGCUAUAUGUACAUAAGCUUUGAGGACGUAGCAAUGCCUUUGUAAUACAUGCACAGAUAGACUUACAAUUGACAAUGAGGGGGAUAGUUUUGAGAUGAUUGUUGUAAACCUAAUGAUUGUCAUCUUAUCAACUGUACAUGUUGCCAGCACUGUCUCUUUUACCAACUAACCUGCAUUAAAGGUACUCAAUCAACCCCAUGGCAUUUCAUAACAAAAUUCAGGGAGUGAAAAAUCAUAGAAGCAUAGAAAGGUGCAGAAAAGCUGUUGUUUGUUUUAAUCUAGCUAGUAGUAUAUAUUUAUCAUUGUCAUUUCUCAUGAGCAAACCCUGGUGUGCGUUGUUUUUCACAGGUUGUAAACACCUUUUGUUGACAACAUGAAGAUUUCCUUAUCCAGAAAUGCGCAGAAUAUUUUUAUGUCUUUCUUAGAUAUCAAAAUGCUGUUGUACAUUUUUUGCUCAAAGUUGUCACUUUAUACAUGCUUGUAUAAGUUACUUUCACCCUGCCUGUGUACUUCAACCCAAGAACG
This is a messenger RNA of Branchiostoma floridae (Florida lancelet), 2530 nucleotides long. RefSeq names its product proline-rich protein PRCC-like. The record is from RefSeq and is a predicted model, not a curated record. Lineage: Eukaryota; Metazoa; Chordata; Leptocardii; Amphioxiformes; Branchiostomatidae. Gene Ontology annotation, cellular component: nucleus. The coding region runs from base 165 to 1718 and encodes 517 amino acids. The transcript is spliced from 6 exons.